ACUGUGGCAACUGGGGAUGGAAGCUGAAGAUAUGCGAUGCACAGAAAAACGGGAAAUGGAAAUGGAGCCCUGCCACGGGACAAGGAAAUAACAGAAGACAUCUAAAUAAUCCGUCAUGCUUUGAUACUCCAAAUGAUUGUCAUUUUUGGAGAUAAAUAGUAUCUAAAAACGGGUCUUGGGUUGAUCUGAGAACUGGGGGGGAGCGGGAGGGGUCGAUCAUGGGGAACGAAGCGAGCCUGGAAGGAGGCGAAGGGCCGCUAUCUGGUCUACCUGAAGGGCUGGCACCUGACGGGAAGGGCGGCUUCGUCCGGGUCUCCGACGGUUCUCCGGUCAACCUGAGCGAGGAUGAGAAGAGGCAGCUGGCAGCGGCGAUGUCAAGGGCGCAGGGCAGGCAACCUGGAGCUCCAGCAGCUGCACGAAGACCUUCAGAAUCUGAUGCUCAGCAACACGUAGGAGCCUUAAGGGGCCCAUCAGGUUUAAGUAAAAGUCGAACUGUAGAUGCCUUCAACCAGGGUCCUCCUGGCAAACCCAAACCGGGCCGCAGCCCUUCUUCACUGAGCCUCUUUGAAUCCAGAUUCCGGCAGGAGCCAAAAGGCCAAGAGACAAAAUCAUCCGGCAUGUUUGGCUCCAGCUUCCUCAGUGGGGCAAAUCCCCUCAGUGCUAUGACGUCCUCCAUCUCGUCCAUGGGGGACUCUGUCAACAUUCCCAAGUUUGGACUGUUUGGGGAUGAGGAGGAGGGUGAAGCAUUGGCCAAAGCAGAGAACAAGCAGGGAGGGAAGCCAGCAGGGAAGGGCCCCCAGCAGGGCCCAGGACCAAAGGCACCACAGCAAGGUGUACCCCCAAAACAGCCAGGACAAGUCCCUCCUGGGCAGGGGCCAAAGCCAGGCCAAGGCCCUCCUGGGCAGGGGCCAAAGCCAGGCCAGGGUCCUCCGGGCAGGGGCCAAAGCCAGGCCANUCCUCCUGGGCAGGGGCCAAAGCCAGGCCAAGGCCCUCCUGGGCAGGGGCCAAAGCCAGGUCAGGGCCUCCCUAGUCAAGGACCUGGACAAGGGACACCUAAUCAAGGACCCAAGGCAAUUUCUUCAGGGCAAGGACCACCUAAUCAGGGUCCAAAAUCCAGUCAAGGUCCUCCUGGCCAAGGACCAAGACCUGCAGGCCAGGCGCAGCAGGUACCCAGACCAGAUCAUAGUGGACCUGGCCAGACUAGAGGUGGUCCACCACAACAAGGACCUGGAAAGCCUGUGUCAAAACUGCAAGGACAGCAAGGCCCCAUGCCAGCCAAGGAUACUGGGCCCCCCAGUCAACAGAUAGCUGGAAAGCCUGCAAGUGGACUCUGCCUGCUGUGUAAAACGACCCAGCUCAACACUGGAUCUAAGGAGCCACCCAAUUACAAUACCUGCACUGAGUGCAAGAACCAGGUCUGCAGCCUGUGUGGCUUCAGCCCGCCCGACUCAGGGGGCAAAGAGUGGCUUUGUCUGAAUUGUCAAAUGCAGCGAGCAAUGGUAGGAAUGGAUCCCCCUGGCAUGUCGAAGCCUAUGCAAGGCUCUGGCCCCCCCUCGCCUCAGAGACAGGCACCUGGCAAGCCUGGGAAGCUGCUGAUAAAGCAGCAGAGCACCUCUGACCAAGGGUUAACACCACCAACAACACCAAGGCAGAAAUCCCCAGGUCCUUCAUCUCCAGGACCCCUUUCUCCAGGCUCUUCAUUAUCAGGAUCACCCAAAAUUGACCCCAAGACAGGGCGCCCCAUUCAGCAGAAGUCCAGUCCUCAGCAGUCUCCUGCUAAAGCUAAACAGGAAUCAAGCUUCUUUGGGGGUCUGGGAGGUAUCAGUUUAGGAGGGCUCACAGAUUCAGCUAAACCCCCUUCAUCUGCUGCACAAGCUGCGGAGUCUGUUACAGGGAAACUGUUCAGUGGGUUUGGCGGAUUGAUGGAGUCAUCGAAGCCUCCUACAAAGGCUGCACCAAAACAAGAUGAAUCUGUGGCUGGAAAGCUGUUCGGGGGGUUAGGGGGCCUGACGGAGUCGACUAAACCUCCUGCUACUGCAUCUCAAAUGUUCAGUUUUGGCUCAUCGCUUCUUAGCUCAGCAAGCACUCUUGUCUCUGGAGAGGAAACCAAAGCACCAGAGUCUCCACCUGGGUCACCGGAUUCGGGACCAGGUUCUCCUCCAGAUUCUGAUCCUGGUUCACCUCCGGACUCUCCCUUCUCUGCCCCUGGUUCUCCUCCAGAUUCUGGCUCUGCCCCUGACACCCCUCCUGCCAGGUCCAAAAAGCCAUCCAGACACACCUCUGUGGAGCAGGAAGAGAAACCUUCUGCAGCUGAAUCUGCUCAGGCUCAAACCUCAGUUGCCAAGGAAAGCUGCCCUCUCUGUAAGCUGGAGCUGAAUGUUGGAUCAUCUGAUGCCCCCAACUACAGUCUGUGCACUGAGUGCAAGAAGAAAGUGUGCAAUCUAUGUGGGUUCAAUCCUAAUCCUCAUUUAGGAGAGAAGGAAUGGCUUUGCCUGAACUGUCAGACCCGAAAAGCAAUGUCAGGCCAGCUGGGAGAUGUCGAACCACCUGUUUCCUCACCAAAGAAGCAAGAGCCUGCUCCACCCUCUGUCCCGUCUUCUACCCCUGUUCCUGUUGCUGUAGAUAGCAAACCUGUAGCUGAACCUCUAGAUCCAACCCCAAAUGCUUCUGAGAUCAAGAUUAAAACAGUGGAGACCUUGAAAGAGCUUGAAAUAAAAGAAGAGGAGGCUAAAGAAAGCAGCCCUAUGAGCCCCUCAGACCUAGCAAGACUAGAAAGCUCUGUACUUCCAAUUCUGAAGGCCCCAGUGGGCACAGAGGAGGAGGAGAAACAGACCGACACGCUAAAGAUCAGACGCAAACUAGAGGUUCUUCCUCUCUCAUCUGAUUCUCCAAGCUCUGAAGAGGACAAAGAACUCUCAGAGAAGAUCGUCAAAGGUACUGCAAAGAAAAAGCUUCUUGUGGCGAUGGAUGUCAAGGCAGACUCCAUGGAUGAAAGCAGCGAAAGUUUCGGAAAGGACAGCCCAAUGUCUGGAGAUGAGGAGGAUUUUAUCAGAAAACAGAUAAUAGAAAUGAGUGAAAAUGAGGAUGCCUCUCCAUCGGAUGAAGAAAGCUUAGUCAGACAAAAGAUCAGAGAGGAGGACAAGAAACAAAAGGAAAUAAACAAAACUGAGAGUGUAGAGAAACGCAUGUCAGGAAAAGCAAGACGAUUAACUAAGAAAACUGCUAUUAGUCCUGAAUAUGAGGAUGUUAAGGAAAUCACGUCCAUGUUAGAUAAAUCUGAAGAGAAUGGACAAGAGCAACAAGAGGAAUUUCAGAACAAUGCUUCAGUUUGCAAAUUAAAAACAUUUGAGCUGAAUGUAACCAGUGGCCCUAUAUGUAUACCAGGUGGAGAUGGAGAGCCUGAAAUGGAAAGUCUGACAGACUCCCCUGAUGACCGGUCCAGGGGUGAGGGGUCAUCUAGUCUACAUGCAUCUAGCUUCACUCCUGGAACAUCACCAACAUCUCUUUCAUCUCUGGAUGAGGACAGUGAUAGCAGCAGCCCAAGUCAUGUCCGUACAGGUGAAGGUAAACAACACAGAAAAGCCAAGCACAGACAGACUGGGCAAAUGCUGCCAACUAUUGAAGACUCAUCAGAGGAGGAAGAGUUACGGGAGGAGGAAGAACUGCUCAGGGAGCAAGAAAAACAAAAGGGUUCAGGAAAAAAGUCCAAAAAAGACAAAGAUGAGAUUCGAGCCCAAAGAAGGCGAGAGCAUACAAAGACACCACCGAGCAAUCUUUCUCCAAUUGAAGAUGCCUCACCAACUGAAGAGCAGAGACAGGAAGCUGAAAUGGAAGAAAUCAGACGGUCUUCCUGCUCUGAUUUUUCUCCCAGCAUGGAAUCAGAUCCUGAAGGGUUUGAAAUCCAUGCUUCAAAGAUUGCAGCAGUCCAAAAAACAUAUCAGCUGCCUAUAUCAGUAUCUCUUCACUCUCCAACUGAUGAUCAAAACACUGAUAAAAUGCAGAAGAAAGCUCUCAAAUCUGCUGAUGAAGCAUAUGAAGAAAUCAUGCUAAGGGCUAAAUCUCCAACAGUUGAUAAAGGUGAAAUUCAGUCAGAGAAGGAAUCUCUUUAUGGAGGCAGGCUUAUUGAAGACUAUGUCUACCCAUCUCUUCUGGACAAUUCUUUUGAUCGAGAAGAGCAAGAGAAAAUUUCUGUUCCUACUGAACCCAAAAAACUAAGAUCUCCUGAUGAAGUUUAUGAGGACAUGAUUAAAAAAAGAAAGGAAUUCAUGCAACUAGAGCAAGAAUAUGAAAACAUAAAGCCAAAAACUGAAACCUCUAAUCCAAAAAUUGUGCUGCAACCUGCUGAAAAUACUAUCCCCCAAAGUGGUACAAUAACAUUAGGAAAAGAUGGGAAGCCAUUGUUAGAUGCUGAAACUCUCUAUGAAGAGCUAAUGAAAAGAGUUCUAACACCAGGUACAAGCCCAACUCAGCCUGAGCCAAAUGAGGAAACUACUUCAUCAAAAAAGAUCCUUCACCCUAUUCCAGACUUAAAGGUAACACAGUGCUCCUCUGGAGAGUUGUCCUCUGAUGAUGAAAGUACAGUUAAAAAGGAACAGGAGGUAACAGAAAAAUCAGAUAUGACAUCAGCUAAGGACCCUGAGCCUGUUAAAGAGGUAUCUGAGGCUUCUCCGUUGAUUACAUCAGAGGAGCAACUUGUUAUUGAAACUUCAUCCUCUCAGGCUGAACUUGUUGACCUUUCUGCACCCUUUCAAAGAUCAUCAACCCCUGUGAUUUCUAAUGUAUCUCCCCUACCAACUGUCCCCCAGUACACACCUGGUAUAUCUAGUGUGGUGUCAACAGCUCCUCCUGUUCCCCCUAAACCAAAUAUUUUGCGCAGAGCUAAUUCUCAGGAAAAGGGAGAAGAACCUGUUUCAACACCCCAGCCUCCUCCUACUCCACCAAAGCCUACAGUUUUUCCCAGGAAAGCUCCAGUUCCACUCCCACCACAGGCUUCAGUAUGUAUCAACAAAUCAGAGUCAGUGGCUAUAACUUCACCCCAAGGAUCACCUGUAAGACAAGCUGUCACUCCAACAUACAAACCUCAUAUUCCACCCCCUGUUCCUCCAAAGCCAGCCAUAUCUGUUGUGGACAGCCACAGACCAGGACAUGGUGUCAAACCACCAAUUGCACCUAAGCCUGGUUCACAACCAUCUUCACCUGCUCAUGCCCCUCAUCCAACAAGACCUACUGUUCUUCCCACUUGCGGUAAUGACUCAAUCCUUAAUUUGAGUCCCUCUACAGAGAACAAGACAUUUCAACCUUCGUCAAAGUCUCCUUCUUCCCCAAGAUAUGCCAGCAAUCUUCGUGACACGUAUGUAGUCAUCACACUGCCAUCCCAGCCUAGUUCUCCAGUUGAGGGUGUCACAACUCAAGCCCCCUCUGGCCCUGGACCAGCAUCUCCUUCACAGCAAACUCAUGAGGAGAGUUAUUAUCAACCACACCCUCAAAACUCGUAUUCACAGAUACAUCAACCGACUCCUCCCCCUCAGACCACCAGGGUGCCUCUGGCAUACACACGUGUCACAGAGUCUAUUGAAAAACAAGAGAUUUGUAGCCCAGAAAAACAUGUUUCUAGUUCUUGUCACAUAAUCGAAGCGAUAUCUGCCUCAGCAAAGCCAUCUGUUAUGCCUAACCUCAUAUCUCAAGUUGUUACAACUGAACUUCAAAGAACCACUGUUUCUGUUGUCCAUGAAAGAACACCACCUCCGGUGCCAGCUCCACGGGCAACUGGCAUUCCACUGUCGAUGGAGAAACCUAAGCCUCAGAUACUAGCACAGACUGAAACAACCUCGUUACCAUCUGAGGUGGUAGAUCUUAGAACUGUAAAGGUCGAUUCAGAAAUGAAUAUGACUGGUGUUGAUCUGUCCACUGGCCCUGAUUCAAGACGCCAGUCUUUUGUGAGUGAUGUCAGUCGUCACACCAGUGCAGUUCAGUCACCUGUGGUCAACCUCAGCACUGAAUCAUCCACUGUUUCUAUAGUGACUGACAGUAUUACUAUUGUGACCUGUUCCGCAACAAUCCAGCAAUGUGAAAAUGUAGAGUUUCCUCAAGCCUCCUCAGUGCCCCUUCAACUAACCAAAAACAAGGUAUAUGAACCUCUAUCUCAAAUUAUCUAUCGACCAGUUGAGUCUCAACCAUCUGCUCUUACUACUACAGAAAUUCCAAUUAACCUCUCAGUGGGAUCAAAUGCCGGUACAGGAGGUUUCCAAGCUACGCCAAUCACUGUUGGACCUUCUUCUAUUGCAACCUGUGUUGCCAAUGGAUUAACUACAGGAAGAACAACAGUGGCAGGAGCAGUUGAUCUUAGUACUACAAAACCUUUUAAUACUGUGGUGUCAGUUGAUGUGACUUCUGCGGAUGUCGUUACAACUGUAAUCACAGAUGAUGGAAAACCGGUUGAUCUGACAGCAGGAAAGAGAGCCGUGUGCUGUGAUGUUGUGUACAAGCUACCGUUUGCAGGAAGUUGUGCCACUCAGCAGCCUACCACGCCUCUGCCUGAAGAUCGUUUUGGAUAUCGUGAUGACCAUUAUCAAUUUGACAGAACACCUUAUGGCAUGAGAGGGUUUAGUGGGAUUAAACCCUCGAUGUCAGACACCAAUCUUGCAGAAGCUGGGCUUUUUAUGUACAAGAGUAAGAACAGUUAUAAUUUCAGUGUCACAACAGAGGGAGCAGUAGAUCUCACAUCAGCAAAGAUAUCAGAUGCAGGUGAAGCAGUUGAUUACUCCAAGAAAGGAAGCUAUGCAGGAAUGAUAAUCCCUCCAUAUUCCAAUUCAAGUGCCACAAUCUCUGUUAGUUCACUUUAUGGCACCACCAGUGUUUUAAGGUCAUCGAAUGGAGUGGUCUAUUCCUCUGUUGCAGCACCAAUUCCAUCAACAUAUGCAAUUACUACCCAGCCAGGAUCCAUAUUUAGUACAACAUACAAUACCUUUUCAGGCAUGCACACGAGUGACACCAUGCCUUCUCUGUCCAAUCUCCAGAAUUUACCACUCACCAGAUCUCAAAGUUUUCUCUCAACUAUUUCCACAACAGAAGAACAAGGAGAUGCUCCUCUUAAUCUGGAGAUCUCUAAAGGAGGUAUUACUCCUGCCAAUGGUAGGCCUGCAAUGACAUCUUUAUCCCUUGACACAUAUACAGAUGCAUCUUUGGAGGCUAUAGCUGCUUCACUAGAAGCACUGUCUUCUCCAAUGGUUCCUGGAGAUGGCCAGUACCAGGUAGAGCGAGAGAGGCUAGAAAUGGAAAAGCUAAAACAGCAACGCUUGGCUGAGGAAUUAGAAUGGGAGCGGCAGGAGAUUCAGAGAUUCCGUGAACAAGAACAGUUCCUGGUACAGAAAGAAUUAGAAGAGUUACAGGCCAUGAAGCAGCAGAUUCUGACUCAACAAGAGGAGGAAAGGCAAGCACAUCUUAUGAUGCAAAAAGAAACUUAUGCCCAGCAACAGCAGCAACUUGAGCAAAUACAAAGACUUCAAGAACAGUUGCGUUUACAGCUAGAGGAGCAAAAGCUCCGUCAGAUGUAUCCAGGUGCUGACAUCCCAGGACAUGGUGUGCAGGAGGCCAUUGUUUUAGGACCAGAUGGCACAGUACUUUCUCGAAAAAUUACUGAUAGCGGAUGUCAGACUGAUGAGGAGGACGAAGCAUUAAGCAAGGCUUACACAUCAGGGAGAAAAAAGAAGAGUGUUAAAAAGAGUGUUGAUAGUUGUGUGCAGACUGAUGAUGAGGAUCAAGAGGAAUGGGAGGCCCAGAAAAGCCGACAAAGUCGCCCCCGUACUUCCAGAGGUGAUAGGGGUGGGCAGUCAGAGAUGUCUCUUCAAGCCCACACUGAAAUUUCUAUACAAACUGACACAGAUGGGAAUAUUAGAAUGGACACAAGAAUGGAGCUGUCAGACUCAGAAAGGACCUCACCAAAGAAACGCCCCACUCCCUUAGAAAUAGCUCAGUCUGCAAACCUCAAACCUGAAUUUUCUUCCCUUCAAGCUCACCCCAAAUCUCCCAAAGUACUUUAUUCUCCUGUAUCUCCAUGUAUAUCACCUAGCAAAUCCCUUGAGUUUGUGUCUUAUGAUAAGUCCCUAGGUGAUACAAGCCCACAAAAGCUAAGAGAAAGUAUAGACCCAUUAAAAUCCUCUCCAGCAAGUCCUCGAGGAGCCAAAACCAUACAGCGAUCCAUGUCUGACCCAAAACCUAUGAGUCCAACAGGAGAAGAAAGAGCAACAUCUGGCACCCAGUUUGGUGAUGGCCAUCAGGGUAAAGGAUCCAGUGUUACACCCACGGGUACUCAAAAGAAGGUGAAAAGGACUCUUCCCAACCCUCCGUCUGAAGAAGAUUCAACAACAAGUGGACAGACAGCAUAUACCACCAACUCUGCCCGUCGAAGAAUGUGCCGCAAUUCUAACAUGGCACGUGCAAAGAUCCUACAAGACAUUGAUCGGGAGCUGGAUCUGGUCGAACGAGAGUCUUCUAAGCUUCGCAAAAGACAGGCAGAACUAGAUGAAGAAGAGAAAGAAAUUGAUGCUAAGCUUAGGUAUUUGGAGAUGGGAAUUAAUCGGAGAAAAGAUGCUCUUUUAAAGGAAAGAGAGAAAAGGGAAAGGGCCUACUUGCAGAGUGUUGCAGAGGAUAGAGAUUACAUGUCUGACAGUGAGGUUAGUAACAUUCGAGAGACUAGAAGUGUUAGAGAAGGUGGCGAGGAUGAAGACAUUGAGGAUCACGGUCUGGAGCGUCCCAGGACUGCUCCUCACUCAGAACUUGAUGACUUUGUUCCUCCACAAACGAAGCAUGACUAUGGAAAAUAUUCUCUGUACCAAUAUCCUCAAAGUCAAUACCAGCACUCUAUCUAUCAGACCCCUCAAUCCUACCAGUCUCACUCUCUUUACUCCUCUGUUCCUUCACUUACUACUGCCCAACAGCAGAGUUACCAGCAGAUGCUUUUGUUGCAGCAGAAAGCUGCCAGACAAGCUGCCCUUCUAUCAGAGCUUGAUGCAACUAAAUAUGAUGUUAUUAGUCGUCAGCCUGAUCCCACGCCAUCAGCUUAUCUUGGCGUUAAGUACGAUAAAUAUGGUAACCAUUUAGAUCUUAGAGCCCUGGAAGUAGGAAGUAUAGCAGGUAGCCCAAUGUCAGCUGUUUCUGAUUCAUACUACACAGAGGUAGAACACCACACACCUCAAAGUUACAUGCUGUUGGAAGAUGCUGCAGAGCUUGCAAAGACCUCCACAGGUCUUUCUUCCUCUUAUAGCCUUGCUGAGAGGGAGCUGGCAAAGGCAGAAAAGCUUUUACGUAGAAGUGCUGCAGAUCUUGGGUCUACUGAUUAUCUAGGCUCCACUUCCAGACUGCAUACUUUUGGAAAGACACCCGAUGAAGAGGAUACAAUGGAGGAACCCUAUGAAUUAAAGCUUCUGAAGCAGCAGCUCAAGCAGGAGUUUAGAAGAAGUACAGGUGGAACAGAAAACUUAGAACAACUGACUGGGCUCUCCCAACACUACUACACUCCAAGCUCUGGUGUUUCUAGUUACUCCCAAAGACAUUAUCCAAAGUCAGAAAAAUACAGCAUCAGUCGUCUUACUCUUGAGAAACAGGCAGCAAAACAACUACCAGCAUCAGUGUUGUACCAGAAACACAAAACCCCACUGAUAGAUCCAAAACUCUCUUCCAAAUAUGCCUCUAUUACAGACAGCAGGGGUUUGGAAACAGAUUAUAACUAUCUGGGAUCUACCAGUGCAUCUCCAAGAUCCAGUAGGCUUAUGCAGGAUGAGAUUACAUUUGGCCUUCGUAAGAAUAUUGCAGAGCAACAAAAGUAUCUUGGGUCUACCUUGGGAGCCAAUUUAGCUGGCUCCCUAAAUUUGGGCCAGAGCUUGGGCUUGGACUCUGCUUAUCCUAGUGGUAGUCGAUCGAGACCCUCAUCCAGACCUACAUCCUGCUAUGGCCUGGAUUUGUCAAUCAAAAGAGACCUCUCAAGUUCUUCAUUGAGGCUUAAAGGAGAUGGAGAAUCAUCAGUAGAUAGUCUGAGUUAUCAAACCCCCUCUGGUCGCACCAAACCCACUAGCCUUCCAAUUGUGCAAAGUGGCCGUGGUCGAAUACCUAUUGUGGCACAGAACUCAGAGGAGGAGAGUCCAUUGAGUCCUGUUGGACAACCAAUGGGCAUGGCUCGUGCAUCAGCUGGGCCUCUUCCACCUAUCUCAGCUGAUUCAAGGGACCAGUUUGGUUCAUGCAUGUCCCUACAAGAUUCCCAGCCGCAGCAACAUAUGAGAGAAGAGCCGACAAGGGGUAGGAGUUAUGUACUGCUGGAUGAUCUUCAAGGCACAAUGUCUGAUAGUGAAGCUCUUUGUGAUUCCCUGAUGGCUUUGAACAGAGACGGUGCAGCUAAUGCUUAUCAUCUCAGACGAGAAGAGACAGACUGGUUUGACAAACCAAGAGAUGGACGGCCAGAGAACGGACAGGAAAAGAGACAGCAGGGAAAAGGGCCAUACUAUCCAUUCCCUCACCUCAGGGUCAAACUGCAGAGGGAUCUCAAAGACCGCAGUGUCACAGGAAAUGGUUUGGGUAUCCGUGUGGUUGGAGGGAAGGAAGUUCCAGGUGGGAAGGGAGACAUUGGUGCCUAUGUUGCCAAAGUCCUACCUGGUGGAGCUGCAGAACAAACAGGAAAAAUUCUUGAAGGAAUGCAAGUCUUGGAGUGGAACGGUGUUUCUCUGACAGGGAAAACGUACGAGGAAGUUCAAGGAUUGGUUGGACAGCUAUGUAAUGAGGCAGAAGUGUGUGUUAGACUUGAUCUUAAUAUGCUGUCUGAGUCUGAGGAAUCCCAGCACCUUGAUUUACAGGAGCACAGCAAAGGGGAAAAACCUCCCAGGUCUCCAGGCGUAGAUCCCAAACAGCUAGCAGCCGAGCUGCAGAAAGUGUCACAGCAGCAGGGUCCCAUGUCUGCAUCCUCUUCCAGCCUGGCAGCGCCAACCUCAGCGACAUCUAGCCCCGGUCAGCCUGGAUCCCCUUCUGUCAGCAAGAAACGCCACACCAGCAAGACUACAGAGGGAUCCAAAGCGCACUCUCAUCCCAUCUCUGGAGAGAUACAGCUUCAGAUUCACUAUGAUAAGCAGCUGGGCAACUUGAUAGUUCAUGUCCUGCAAGCCAGAAACCUCGCACCGCGGGAUAACAACGGCUACUCGGAUCCAUUUGUAAAAGUGUAUCUGCUACCAGGGAGAGGUCAGGUCAUGGUUGUCCAGAAUGCCAGUGCUGAAAACAAGAGAAAAACCAAACAUGCAGGCAAGAGCCUCAAUCCUGAGUGGAACCAGACAGUCAUCUAUAAAAACAUCCAUCUGGAGCAGCUGAGAAAGAAGACUCUGGAAGUAAGCGUUUGGGACUAUGAUAAGGGCUCUUCUAAUGAUUUCUUAGGGGAGGUCCUUAUAGAUCUGUCAAACACAGCCCAGUUGGACAACAUUCCUCGAUGGCUUCCACUUAAAGAGCAAAGCGAAGGAGACCACCACAGACGUUCCCACUCAGGCCAGGGCCGUCAUGGUUCCUCUAAACCCUCCUCGCAGCAUUCGUCCCCUAAAAUCACUGGCUCUGCACAUGAUGGUCAGGAUUCCCCCAAAUCAUCUGUCACCAAGAGCCGAAGCCAUGGGAUCUUCCCAGAUCCAGCCAAGGACACACAGGUGCCCACAAUCGAGAAAUCCCACAGUAGUCCUGGCACAUCGAAGCCUUCCUCAUCCGGGGGCCAGAGCCAAAGCCCCAGCCAUGGACACAGCCAGCACUCUCGCUCUCAUGGCGCUUCACGCUCCAGCAAAAGUGCUGCAAAGCAGCACCAUCAGGACAACAACACUGGAAGCAGCGGAUCUGCUGCUCAGCAGCCACCACAGCGCCUCCCACCAAGACAAAGAAGCCACUUCUUGCUAAGGCACCAGAGACACAGCGUAGUGGGUGUGCUCACCAUUCAGAGAGCCCAGUCUGACUGGCUGCCUGCCCUGCCAUCAACCAUGACGGCCAAUGCGAGCAGAGCAGACGGCAGACUCCUGAGCCUCAGGAAAGCCAUGUCAGAGGAGAGGCCGCAGAGCAUCGGAGCUCGGUCGAGCUACAGAUCCAGCGAUGCCCCAGUUACUGCGGCCUCAUUAGACAGUGGCCUGAGCGGUAGUGCUUACAGCCUUUUGGACGAAGAAGGGGAGACAAAUGAAGUGGACAGUGCUAUCUUCCAGGUUCCUCGAUUUGGGAAGAUCCCAAACGGCACUGAUGUGGUCAAAUCAUCAACGGGACACAGUGAUGGUGAAGGAAAGACUCAAGUAAUGGGAGAGAUCAAGAUCGCUCUGAAGAGGGAGAUGAGAACGGAGGGGGAGCAGCUGGUUCUGGAGAUUCUUCAGUGUCGCAACAUCACCUACAAGUUUAAGUCUCCAGACCACCUACCAGACCUUUAUGUGAAGCUCUAUGUGGUGAACAUUGCCACUCAAAAAAGGAUCAUCAAGAAGAAGACGAGAGUGUGCCGUCAUGACCGUGAGCCAUCGUUCAACGAAACGUUCCGUUUCUGUAUGAACCCAACAGGACACUCAUUACAGCUUUUCCUUGUGUCAAACGGUGGAAAGUUCAUGAAGAAAACGCUGAUCGGAGAGGCCUAUGUGUGGUUGGACAAAAUCGACUUACGCAAACGAGUCGUGAGUUGGCACAAGCUGCUGGCUAGCACGGCUCAGAUCCACUCAUAGGGGGACAAGAAAAGAGAAAUAUGAUGGGUUUGUGACUUCAGUGGGAACUUAGCUCUGCAUCUGAGAAACUGGUCCUGUUUGGGUGAAGGGUGACGCAAGCUCAAGAGGAGGCAAAAGCUCGUCAUCUUAUCUGUUUUUUUGGACUUAGGGGACUUUUUGUUCAGAUGCUGUCAGCAUAAAGACCUUGGAUUCACGUUUACAUGAAAAUAAACAUGUUUACAGCAAGAAGGGUCCAUUAUAAUGUAUCCAGGAAGAGACGCAAACACACAGGUGUUGAGGUCAGCAGCUCAACCAGGUAUUACAUGCCUUCAUUCACAAACACACUCAUGCACAUGGUUACUUUGCACAGGAUCAUUUCCACAGAGGAAGACCCUUAAUUCUAAUGUAGAGAUACAGGGAACAGACACAUUUCUAGAUGUUAGUUUAUUUAAAUGCUUUAUCCAAUGAUGAUUCUAUUUCAGCACUUAUUGCUUAAUUCAGAAUUUUAUUAAAUUUAAAACAUUAUAGAAAUGACAGAGAAAGAUCUGCCACAGAAACAUAUAAUUUAUUUUUCUAUUAUAUUAGCAUAGAAGUCUAUUAUUUAUCUCAGUUAUUUAUCAGAUAUUUUAAAAAUCCUUGUUUGGAAGGAAGCAUAUUUUCCAACACACUACCUAUCUACAGUAGCAGACCAGAUCAUUGAAGAAAAAAGCUUGUUAUAAAUUUUAUAAAUUAAUGAACUACUGAACUUUGCCUCCUUUUUAAGAUAAUAUAUCACUGAAAUUGUUUAAGAAUUAACUCAGACUUAUACAAAAUUGAAUACCACACAAUAUAUUGUGCACAUGAGUCUAUUCAGCAUGCAGCACUUCAUGUUUCACCACUAAACAUCACCUCUGAGACCCACUUUGUAAAUAGAAAGUCUUAUUUGGAGAUAAAAAUAAAUAGAUACUUUAUCACAGACAAUCAAGUCUUGACUAUUGUGACAUAAAGGUUUUAUUUAUCCAUGAUCCCCCUGUAGAAUGUACGACAUAGACCACACUGAGAUUUCCUGUUUUUGCUUUGUAAGUUCCAGACAUGUUAUGAAUCUUAAAGUGCUGGGAAAUGCAUUAGUUGUCCACACAUUUCUUCUGUUUUUGCUUUUUUGUCAGACUUAAAUGUUUCAUGACUUGAAACUAUUUUGAAAUCAAACUUCAUAAAAUCUAACCUUCUAAAAGAAGCUAAAUGCAGUAUGGAUAUUUAGGAAGAUUUAGCUAAAGGAAGGGCAUGUGACCUCAAAGCCACACAUUGCAUACUAUAGGGGGCCUGAAACUUCUUUUCAUGUCAUGUAAAGAUGAAGCUAAUGCUAUAUUUUCUAGUUUCAUCUUGAACUUAAAGGUAUAGUGGAUGAUUAUCACGAUUUUUUGAAAAGACCCACCCUCUCCACUAAAAAAAAAAAAUGCACAUGCACAACCCCGUACCUGCUCCCGAAAGGGAACCCCUAUUAAAUUUGCGAGAGCAUGCACAAGCCCAUUUCUCCUCGUGCACGCUCUAUUUAAAAGUUGCUGUUUGCAUCACUCAUGUAAGCUUACUUUCCAAAAGAUUUGCAAUUUUCCCACUGUCAGACUCACCACGGGUAAGAGGAGAUGGGGACGAGCUCGUAGGACGGCCUUAGGUAAACAUAUCACCACUUAUUUUGAUGAUCCACCCGGAAAAAGAACAUCCUUCACUAUACCUUUAAGGUAAUAAACUGAUGGCCGGACAAUCGCUUUCAGGGUUUUCUAGUAAAGGGCAGAAUAAAAAUCACAGUAGGUCAUUAAAUAAAGAGAAAAAAUUAUCCACACUAUGACAGAUGGUGUAAUAUGUAUUUUUUUUCUUGUUAGUCAUAUGAGAUUUUCCAAGAAAUAUUUGGGAUCAUUUGUUUUAUUCUGGUCACCAAUGAUUCUAGUGUCUGAACUCUGUUAUAAACGCCAUUUUUGCCGAUUGUUAGUGGGUCAAUCAUGAACACAUGACUAAUGCCUCAGAUGACGUUUUAGGUUUUCUCCUGGGUAUCAAUCGCCUCUGUAUGUCAUGCUGUCAGACAUGUCCUACACAUAUUCUACACAUAUGACAGUGGUCAGUAAUUCAAAUCAGUAUUGGAAAAUUAUACUUUUCACUUUAUUGGUUUACUGUCUUAUGAUGUUUGAUGAUCUGAAGCAUCUAUUUGCAAAGAAAAGCAAAAACAGAAGAGUUCUGUAGGAGAGCAAAUACUAUAUUCCUGCAUCAUAUCAGUCUUCUACAUUGGGCUUGCUUCAGUUUUAUGGCCAGCAGUCUUAAAAACAUACUUUUGUGGUAUUUUGCACUUUUUUUCUGCUCAGAAUGUAGAAAUGGAUUGGUUUUAACUGUGAAAAUGCUGAGGCAGAUUUGAGGUACAAUAAUACAAGUAAAAGCACUAUUAACAUCCUAAGUUUACUGCUGUAAUAUUGCUGCUUUGAUGUGCUGUCAUUUUGAGAGUUAAACUCCACAUUGUUAUCUUUAAAGUCUUCUAUAUCAUUACACUUUAAGAUAGUUUUGGUUUGUGGUUGUCAAGAGGUAGUUUUACAGGUUUAUUCAAUACCAUCAGCUGAAACAAAUAGUAAAACUAACAUAUUAGUGAUUUCUAUGCAACAUCUACCAUAAAGAGUGAAGGAACUGCAUACAACCUUGCCAGUAAGUCACUAUGUCCCAAUUUGCACUGCUGCAUCCUCCACAAAUGGUUUCUACUUUACUUUUAUUUUAUUUUUACCUUGUGAUUUUUGUAAUGCUGUACAGAUGUGUAUUUAUUUAUUGCCUGUGAGAGAGUGUCAUAUUGAGUUCUACUGCAUUGGUUUACAGUACAUAUGAAAUGUACAUAAUAAUGUUUUUUUACACAACGUAGAGGUUGUUUACAAUAUCAGGAUGACCUGAAACUCAGAGAUAUUACGUUAUGUGGAGAAAUCAAAGUCAAAAAAGAAAGAAUACAUCCAGUGUCUGCACCUACCCUUUGAUUAUCUUGAUUUACAGGAUGCAUAUCAUAAAUUACCAAAAGACUGUAAAAGAUUGUAAUUAAUAGACAUUGCACUGGAAGUGGCAGUAGUUUUAAGGUCUCUCUCUGUAAGUUUGGUUUUGUUUUUCAUCAUUUUUUCUUAAUUUGAUCUUCAUGUGCUUGUGUGUAGCAUGUCAUUUGGCCUGAUGCAAAAAGUAUUCUGCUUUUUAGUGUUUUCACUCAAAAACCGACUGUAACACAAUUCCACAUUUCACUAACAGAUUUAAACACAGAGGCUAUCUCCCUGUUUUUAGCAGUGUAAAUAUAUAGUUUAAUUUUUAUAGAUAUAUACCUACAAAUAUAUCCAUAAUUGGGAUUGAGGAGUAAAAGAAGUUUUAGCAGACAUAACAAGGAGAAAUGUAUUUUUUUUUUCAAUCAGUGUGCAGUGGAUAGACUGUAUAAAGGAUGUUUUGUCUGGUUAUAGAGGCCCGGAUUAACCAAGCCCUUCACACAGGACACUAAAAGGUUACCAGUCUUAACACAGAAGUCUUAUUGUGACGACUCGAGUUAGUUGCAGAAGAAUAUAAAUAUGCUCACUGGAUGUUGCAUGUUCUGUUGGUGGUUCCUAAUAUUUUUGUGUCCAGAUAUUAUUACUAAACUGAGAAAGGAGUUAUAGAGUGGUAUAUGUGAUAGUGGAGGAGGAAGUAAUGGAGAAGUACAAAUUAUUGAAAAAUGUAUGCUGACUGUACAAAGAUUAUGCUUGUAAAACUUGUCUGUUUUUUUCACUUGUAAGUAAACAGAAAAAAAUAAAAUGUCAUGGUUUUGUGAUUGUAUACAGGAGGUAAUGAUAAAUUAUGCAAAAUGUGCUGUAAAAAUGGCUAUUGCCCCAUGUCUAAAUAUUAAAUAU
Cyprinodon variegatus (sheepshead minnow) is the source of this 16546-nucleotide messenger RNA. RefSeq names its product protein piccolo-like (gene pcloa). Lineage: Eukaryota; Metazoa; Chordata; Actinopteri; Cyprinodontiformes; Cyprinodontidae. Gene Ontology annotation, cellular component: glutamatergic synapse; GABA-ergic synapse; membrane. Gene Ontology annotation, biological process: protein localization to synapse; presynaptic active zone assembly. The record is from RefSeq and is a predicted model, not a curated record. Gene Ontology annotation, molecular function: protein binding; structural constituent of presynaptic active zone; metal ion binding.